Molecule: messenger RNA, 973 nt
Organism: Amyelois transitella
Lineage: Eukaryota; Metazoa; Arthropoda; Insecta; Lepidoptera; Pyralidae
Product: trypsin CFT-1
Exons: 5
Coding region: 109-951 (280 amino acids)
Biological process (GO): proteolysis
Molecular function (GO): serine-type endopeptidase activity
Source: RefSeq, a predicted model, not a curated record
GUAAUUGAUAAAAAUGAUUGAUUCUGUUGACAGUAAAUCAGUGAUAAAGGUUUUAAUUCCCCAGAUUAAAUAAAUUAAACUCAGUGAGUGGUGCGAUACGUUGGGAAAAUGAGGAAUUAUGUGUUAAUUUUAUUAUGUGUUAUAUCUUUUUGUAGAGGUCAAUAUAUAUCUGGUGGUAACCCCACAACAAUUAGCACUUACCCCUUCGCCGCAUCCCUACUCACCAACUCAGGCUCUGGAACCAGUUUUCAAUACGCGUGUGGAGGAUCCAUUCUCACUGCCACUGCGGUUUUGUCGGCGGCGACCUGCUUUUAUACUGAUGAUGACAUCGACGAGCCAGGCUGGUGGCAAGUAAGAGCUGGUUCCUCCAAUGCGAAUUCCGGUGGAACAGUAGUCCAGGUCGUCCAAAUCACCCCACAUCCUGACUUCAACCUGCUGACCUUGGACUAUGACUUGGCUGUGCUGAGAACUGAACCUAUAACCUUACAACCUGGGGUAGCCGAAGCAGCCAGGAUAGCUGGUGGUGCAUUCCAGUUUGCGAAGAACCAAAGAGUGUUGGCUGUUGGAUGGGGGUCUUCUUUGGCAAGUGCCCUUGUUUUAAUAGUCAUCACCAAUCUAACUACUUACUUACUUAUAUUUAAGGAUAACUUACCAGGCGAGCUCACCCAUGUCCAGACCUUUGCCAUAGAUCAGGACGUAUGCGCAGUGCGAUACAAUGAUUUUGGAUUUGAAAUCACCGAUAACAUGGUCUGUGUUGGCUGGCUGGAUGUAGGAGUUCAUGGACAAUGCCCAGAGGGUGGGGCAGGCAGCGCUCUGGUUGUGGACGGUGUGGUGGUGGGGGUGUACUCCUGGUCCCAGGGCUGUGCCACUCUCCGGUACCCUAACAUAAAUACGCGACUGGCUCCUCAUUGGAGAUGGAUCCUCGCUGUAGGCAUUGCAGCCAUUGACUGAUUAAAAAUGUAUUAUUUAUUAA